Messenger RNA from Closterium sp. Naga37s-1, 699 nucleotides. The record is from the annotation of a GenBank genome assembly. Lineage: Eukaryota; Viridiplantae; Streptophyta; Zygnematophyceae; Desmidiales; Closteriaceae.
AUGAGCGAAGUUUUCGGCGAGUACGAGAGGCGGUACUGCGAGAUUUCGGGGAACGCGAAGCGUCAAGCAGCGGCUAUCCCUUCCUUACCGGCAGAUGCCAGAGAGCAACGAGCCAAGGACGUCAAUGCCUUGUUGGAAGAGGCCGACUCCCUCAUCCGGCGCAUGGACUUGGAGGCGCGCAGCCUGGCAGCGGCGCAGAAGGCGGCGCUGCUGGUGAAGCUGCGCGAGUACAAGGCGGACCUGCAGACACUGCGCCGCGACCUGCAGAGAGCACUGCAGGACGCCGCUGCCUCCGCCAGUGAGGCCGCCAGGGACCAGCUGCUGGGGAACGCAGGGGGACAGCCGGGGGAGGGCAUGUCGCAGGAGGAGCUGGCGGUAGGUGGACUCCGUCUCACCUCCUGGUGCCAACCCCAUCAACCUCCUGUCCUCUGCACUGUGUCUCCCACACAUCCCCUUACUCACAUCAACCGUCACUUCACACUCUGUGCGGUGCAGGCAACGGGGGCACAGCGCAUGCGGCUGCUGGGGGCAACGGAGCAGCUGGGGGAGUCGUCGCAGCGGCUGGAGGCGAGCAAGAGAGCGCUGCUGGAGACGGAGGAGCUGGGAGUGAGCAUUCUGGAGGACCUGCACAACCAGCGCCAGACACUGCUCAACGCACGCGAUAACGUGAGCUGGGGCACCUCUGUUGUGUGUGACUGA